This is a messenger RNA of Trichoplusia ni (cabbage looper), 2054 nucleotides long. RefSeq lists its product as uncharacterized. Bases 602 to 2026 code for a protein of 474 amino acids. The transcript is spliced from 8 exons. The record is from RefSeq and is a predicted model, not a curated record. Lineage: Eukaryota; Metazoa; Arthropoda; Insecta; Lepidoptera; Noctuidae.
CAAAGUAUUGAGAUUACCUAUAUAUUAAGAGUAUAGUUUUUUUUUAAUACCCCAUCUUCAAUACCAUUCGCCAUGCGCUUUUUAGGCAUAAAAUAAAAGAUCUAUAAUUUUAAACUCAUAAAAUCACUAAUCUAGACUAAUAUAGAUCAUAAAAGUUAGGUUCAAAUGUAGGGCAUCGCUAAUGGUUACAAUUACCAUAACAUUUAUCAGCACGUGUUUGAUAGGGCGCGGUUCGCCUUGUCUUUUAUUCAUUACAAAGUGAUCUGUGACCUAAACCAGUCUUUCUGGCCAGACUAUUAUCAACCUACGAUUAGACAGGCCGAUGUAAGACAAGCGUACAAUGACGACAGACUGAAAUAAUGUUGCCAAAGAAAAUAAGGUAAGUAGCUAAGUACGUAGGUACCUGACAUGGAAAGGUAAUUCCGCUAUCCAGAUUAUGGGGCAAAUUAGUAAACCAGAACGAUUUCUAGGCAAUAAUUACAUUCGUCACGCUGUCCCCACGGGACAAGCCAAGUGCAUCGUCACACUAACAGCAGUUCAGUAGCGUUAACAUUUUACUCAGCUAACACGAUUGUCUGGUCUGUUAAAUUAUUUCAUAGCGAUGAGUUUUAUUGUUAAAGUAUCUGUAAUUAUCAGUGCUUUAGUAGUUGUCAAUACUGAGCGGUGGUAUUCAGCAACUAUUAUCGAGAAAAGAGAUUUUCACAAUUCCACUGAUUCAAAAUUCAGAACCGACUAUACCCAGAAUAAUGAAAAUGCUAAUCGGUUCAUGCCUCUAAUGUUAAUUGAUCCUAGAAGAAAUGAGUACGAGCGCAGAGAGCGUAUUUCUGCAAACAUUUUCAAUUUUGCAGAGAACAAUAACAGUGAAUCGUCAUUUGAACCAAUAGGCUUGAAAAUGAAUGAUACUUCGAAAAACGAUGUCCAAAAAAGAAGUCGUCCUAAAAGAAAGCAUGUGAUUAAAAAGUGUCCUUCGGCUAGAUCGAGACAGUUGAAGCAGUUUCAUUCCAAACCUAAGACUAAAACACGAUUUCUGGAAGUAUUCCAAGUGGUGGAGUUUGACCAUGUAUCCUGUACGUCGAGUAGUGGUCUGGAAGGGACUUGCCUACCGGAGUACAAGUGCACGGAGUCUGGUGGUUCUACAAUGGGUUCUUGUGCCGAUGGCUAUGGAACCUGUUGUGUUACACUAUUUCUCUGCGAUGAUCAGUCCGCUGCUGAGACGGGUUGGUUCAUCAACCCAGAUUUUCCUUCACCCAGUACUGAAAGACUAUCAUGUGAUUUAACUCUGGACAAAGCAUCUGAUGAUAUAAAGCAGAUACGUUUAGACUUUCGCAAUUUCGAGCUACUGCCUCCAACGGGCGGCACAUGUCAAGAAGACCAAUUUAUUGUUUCGGGGCAAAAUGUUAACAACAUUAUACCGAUCCUUUGCGGCAUUAAUACUGGACAACAUGUGUACAUUGAAGUUGGUGAUGUUGAUGGCCCGAUACAUCUUACGUUCCAAACUGUUGAAGCUGAAAGUAGAUUAUUUUCAAUAAAGGUCACACAGCUGACGGCGUUUGAUGAGCUAGCAGCACCGGGAGGCUGCCUGCAAUAUUUUACUGAAUCUCAAGGUUAUCUAGAAUCUUUUAACUAUAGAGAUAAAUCCGACAUCGUGAUUGCAAGGACACCUUCCUACUUGAACAAUCUGAAUUAUGCAAUGUGCAUAGAGCGUAAGGCCGAAACUUGCACUAUUACUUACACAAACACCGGUUAUAUGCGGAUAGUCAAUUACGACACAGAUGGAUUAUUAAUAAUCCCACCUGGCCAAGCUGGAGUUGAGAUCUUGAAUUGUCCUAGCGACUGGCUCCUUAUUGCAGCAACAAGACUCUGCGGUGACAGGCUAAACGACGGCUCUGUGUUUCAGGACUUUAGUGUUGAUGCUCCUAUUACAGAUAAUGGCGCAGGACCUAUCGUGGUAUGGUUUCGCUCUGAUGAAUCGUAUGUCGGAACUGGUUUCAAAAUGCUAUAUCAACAAAAUUCGUGCACUAAAUAAAUAUUAAACAAAUAUAUUGUUAAAAUAU